Messenger RNA from Dicrocoelium dendriticum, 3326 nucleotides. NCBI's taxonomy places the organism in Eukaryota, Metazoa, Platyhelminthes, Trematoda, Plagiorchiida, Dicrocoeliidae. The record is from the annotation of a GenBank genome assembly.
ACCCCAAAGCGGUUGCUCGUUCUGCGACAGUCUGGGUGUGAGGUCCCCGAUCUCAAUAGUUGGCAAACAGGGACACGCGCAUUUGGCGACCUGUCUGGUUGUAUGCGCGCUCGCUAUCUCGCUCGCUAACGCGCGCGGGUCGCCGGUCUAACUGCGAUCGGAACGCUUGCUUCGUUGCGAUUGGCAGUUGAUUCCAAUGUGGUUUGGGCGGCCAAUGCCCUCUCGCCUCUUGCGCGCGCGUGCCCUGAAAAUGAUCGAUACACCCCGCUCCAGCAAGUACAGCAUAAGCUCAGAGAGCGGUAGAGGAGACCACAUUCGUUGAUUGGUCCGAAUUGGCAAACCAAUGAAGAAACCAAACUGCGGCCUGCAUUUGGCCUACAGCGCCCUACCAAUAGCUGCUAUGUCUCCGGCUCCCGCCCUCACGGCUUGACGUGGCGGAAUCAGUCUGGCUGCCCCAACCCGUAGGCAAUGCACCUCCGUGGGACCGCACUUUGAUUACGCUCUUCGCUCUGCAUAGUCCCCGGUUAACCAAAUCACUAUGCUGCAACGUCCAACUCUGUUACCUAGCUCAAUGAGGAUGGUUAGUCGUUUGACGGAUGCCCCGAUCAUAUCUACUGAAUUAUCCUCCGAAGACACUAAACCUCGUCCCUUCGAUACAUUUGGUGAUGAAGAGGUCGUUGUUGUUGAACCUACGGACCCCGACGAGGACAGACUCCUGCAAGAAGAACUGAAUCGUGUUGCAGAUUUAACUCCUUUUUCUACUUCCCUUCUCAUCAACCGAUCACACCCGCUAAGUAGUCUGCCGCCGACCAGCUCAAACCCUGAAGUAGGAAGGUGUACUAAUCAUCCCGUCGAGGCGAUCCCUGUUGCCCAGUUAGUCGAGUCUCCUAAAACCGUUGACACUGUGUCCGUGACUGACGCUUUGCAAUCCCUUUUGUCUGCCUCUGCUCGUGUGAAUCAGUUUCAUAAUACCUCGAUUCAGCCGUUACUAACGGCCAAAGUGAAUACGAGUGCCAAUCUAGUUAGCCAAUGUGCAACUCCCACUCCCCUAUCCACAUUAUGGUUACCCCCUUCUGGUACCACAACUACCAUGGCCCCCACAUCUUCAUCAACCAAUUCCCUCACAAGUUCUUUCGAGGACAUCACUAAAUUGGCUCAACACAUGGCUCCUUUGAACCCACUGACUGCCGCUGUGCUUGUGAACUGUGCAACUGUGAAUCUAAUUGGUCAAUUGGCCGGAUCUCUGGUCGCUCCUGUCUAUAACACAGGCGCAUUCACGUCGUCAACUGGUUUGUUCCAAAAUGGAGGCAUCACCUUGAGCGGUCUACUUCCCACGCUACUCUCCAAUUUCAACGCAAACGUUUCUCUCUCCGAGGCUUAUGGGAGUAACAUUGUUCGUACAACUAGUGAUGCUAACCCACCGGAGCAACAUGUGGUCACUCAACCGUCUAGUGACUCUACUGUGUCCCCCCAUACUUGUCCCGCGACAGCUGCUUCAUCGACCACACUCACUACAUCCAUGACUGAAACGAUGAACCGAACUGCCAUCCGCGUGAAACGUUUCAAGUGUUCUGCGCCGAACUGUAACUUGGCCUUCUACAGUCGUUUUAACCUCGCGGAGCAUGUCCGCACUCAUACGGGUGAGCGUCCGUUCACCUGCCCCGACGCGGAUUGCUCGGCCGCAUUUAAGCGUCGACGUGAUUUGCGAGAUCACUGGAACGCGCAUCUCUCUCGCAUGUCCAGCGCUACCAUGACUGCGGACGCCGGUUCAAAAACAGACGCCAUGAGUGAAAGUGAAGUAACUGUUAACCGUAACGAAUUUCCAGAUCGUUCCACCGCGUCUGUACCUGUUCAUACCUCCAUCCCGUCGUCUCCAUUGGACGUUAAUGACACCACGAUAAAGAUGACCAGUGAAACAGAGGUACCCGAUGGUGACAGCGAUGCGAACUACUUCCAGGCGGAUGAUCAGUCCACUAUCGGCCGAUACCGUUGCCCAUUCCAUGGAUGUGACAAAUCGUAUGCCAGACGACACCGACUUAACCAACACGUCUCCUGGCAUACGGGGGCUAAGCCAUUCCAGUGUGAUGAACCCAAUUGCAAGAUUCGUUAUUAUUCUGAAGGAGAUCUCAGGAAGCACAAGUUGGCUCAUCUGAAUGCGUCGGACAGAAGCCACCGGCGUCGACACGCAUGCCCUUAUCCAAACUGCGGGAAGGCCUACUCCAAAAUGAACAAGCUGAAGGAACAUGUCCGAUCGCAUACAGGCGAGAGGCCAUAUGUAUGUCGAGAGCCGGGCUGUGGGGCCGCAUUUAUUCGGCUUUACGGCGUACGGCGCCACGAAUUGACUCAUGUGUUUGGCCGCAGGCGUGCAAAGCGCCUGGCUCGUUUUCCGACAGCAGAACCGAGCACAGCGAACGUACUACUUGUGGAACCACCACCAUCACAUGUCCAACCUCCCCGGAUUGAACAGCCCGCUCCCAGCGCGAUAACGGACGCCGUUUCCAGCAUUCUAGCCUCACUCGGACUGAGGCCUUCAGGCGCUAACGAGGUGACGCCAGACAUCACGGCGUCCUCCAGUCCCCGUGCACUCCCCGCCAUUGCUCCUAAAACAACCACUCCGGUAAGUCUGCGCCCUUUAUCUCCUAUUAGUGGGCCACCAGGAAUGAGGCGACCCCAUGUAUGUCCCUUCAAAGACUGUGGAAAAGCUUUCCCGAAAUUAAACAAGCUGCGUGAGCAUGUCUGCCGUCACACUGGCGAACGUCCAUAUGUCUGUGAUAAGUGUACAGCCUCUUUUGUACGAAUGUAUGACCUCAGACGCCAUGGAAACAUUCAUCUGCGCGGAGGAGAGCCUCGCAGUGCUCACCGAGUUCUCGCUCCACGUCCACACGAGUUCCAGAACGAAGCUGCUUCCAUUCCUCAUACACCCAUGCAACCGGAAGCUGAGACAGUCCCCGUGAACUGAGUUCGCUGCAUUUCAACCCCCACACACAUUGUGCCCAUCGGAUUCUCUCUCCCGACGGUCGGCUGUCUUGGCCCAUCGAUUUGUGGCACACCCUCAAAACCGCACCAAAGUAGGUUCUAUCUCAGUGGUGAUUGUUUUGUACUUCGUUUCCACGAAUUUACUCCCAUGCUUUCUGCGUGAUAUGUGACAUCGUCCAGAUAGACUUGGUUUUUUGUUGUCUACUUUCUUGUCGUGGUUUUUCUCAUUCUCUUGUACUUUAUUUGAUUCUUCAUCGACUCCAUUUUAUCACUGAACUCCAGGUGAAUGAACAUCUUUUACAUGUUUGCGUGUUUAAUUAUGUGAAUUCGAUCAAGUACUGUUGUUCUUU